AUGGACCCGUCCACCCCACGAAGACCCAUCACUUCUUGCCUGGAAUGCUACCGGCGGAAGCAGAAAUGCAAUCGCAGUCGGCCGUGCAACCAUUGUCGUGCCCGGAAGGUGCCCGAGAAGUGUUGUUAUCUCAGCAGUGAUACUCCCUGGCCAAACACGCCUCCAGCACAUGCAGACUUGGUGGCGCCGGUCCCAGUCCACGAGUUAGAGGAUGGUUCGAACGUCGAUGAAGAUACCCCAUUGCCGCCCAGUCUUGUCGAUCGAGCUGGCUAUUCCUCAACACCAGGAAGUAGCACGUUUGUCCGCCUGGAGAGCGAGAAUCUGGACUCAGAUCUCCGUCCUCCAUCUCUGUCGAUAGAGUCGUCGUCAAUACCACACCAAGGGCGCCGACGUGCAUAUUUGCGCUUAGUGGCCCGGCUUCCACCACCAGACAUCGUUCAUGCGCUUCUGGAGUUCUUGUUCCUCGAUGUCUACUGGACCAUCAUGGUUAUCGACGAGCACCAAGUGAAGAACUCGUACCUUCAGUGGCUGGCCGUGCCGGUUGAAGAGCACCUCAGAGCACGUCCGGGCGAAAGGCAAAGAGAAAUGCUCUAUUUCCCUGCGUUACUCUUCCAGGUUCUGGCACAGAUCCUACACCAUAUUUCUCCAUCACACCCUGCCGUCAAAACCAUGGGGCUAAACGACAAUGCCGAGUGCCUUCACUUGUCGCGAACUUUCUACCUGAUCGGCUGUAAGUUGAUCUCCAUCCUUGGUCGGCAUCAUCCCACCUUGUGCUCAGUCGAGCAUGAUCUCAUCUCUUGUUCCUGGUUGAAGGAUUCGAGUCGAGGGGCAGAAGCAUGGCGUCGACUGGGAAGUGCGGUCAGCCAGGCUCAAGAACUCGGGCUGCAUCGCCUUCCUCAAAAUAUCACGCAGACGCCCGACGACAGCCUGGAGUCGAAGCUUUUGAAAACAUGGGAUCUCGAGCACCGAAAACACAUUUGGGCUCGCCUCUUCAUUCUCAGUAGUACUUUGGCAUUGGCGCUGGGCAGGCCUCGACUCCUCCACCGAGAGGACUUUUCGACCCCUGCACCCUUGAACUGUGAGUAUCCCGAAAACCCAUCCCGGACGCUUCCACUGGCCAACGACACCUCGCGCAUCACCACCAUGAUGAUCUUCCUCGCAUUGGCGCACAAGAUCCACGAUAUCUUGUCCUUUUCAGCCAACGGAGUCUUUCUCAAGGAUUACUCCAAGGUGCUCGCGGUUCACAAUGACAUAUAUGCUCUUCGAGAAGAGUUUCCUCUAUUACUACAACAUCAACCUCUUCAGUCAAAUCCAGCGUCCACUGCUGCACAAACCCGAAAGCUCGAAGUCUUACGCUCGGGGAUCUUAAACGCGACCAAUGCCGUUCUCAUGGCCCUCCACCGACCGUACAUCGCAAGUCAAGCGACAAGUCGCAGAGCCGCCAUCACUGCCGCCCUCGAAGGGUUGAAUCUGCAACAAGCCGAUUUCGACCCCACUUCUCACACGUACUCUAAGCAAUACGGCACAAUCUUCUACACUAUCGAGGCUUCUAUAUUCCUAUGUGGCAUCAUGAUUGGACUACCUUCACCGGACCCCGGCGAAGACUCCCACAUUGAGCAGGCCAUCCUGCAAGGGAUAGGUAGACUCGCCGCCAUCAAAGAUAAUAGCCCCUUGGCCGAGUCCGGGGAGCAGAUGUUACGGCAAUUCUACCACAAGAUUCAAAACGCCCGACAGCAGCCACCCACUGAUUUUGUUAUGGAGAACGAUGGCCCUCUCAGCCACCUUCCUAUACCAUCGCCACAACGGCCUGCCUACGAAACCUACCAUUCGUUCUUCGGCGGUGGAGAGGGCACUUUUGCGUCGUUUGAUCUCCCUCAGGAUCCGAAUUUGGCUCUUGAAGACCCCUCCUUGGGUGACUGGGGCGAUCUGUUAGAACAGGAUGACUUUGUCUGGCCACCCUACAGAGACAUUGGGUGA
Molecule: messenger RNA, 1977 nt
Organism: Capronia epimyces CBS 606.96
Lineage: Eukaryota; Fungi; Ascomycota; Eurotiomycetes; Chaetothyriales; Herpotrichiellaceae
Exons: 3
Coding region: 1-1977 (658 amino acids)
Biological process (GO): DNA-templated transcription; regulation of DNA-templated transcription
Cellular component (GO): nucleus
Molecular function (GO): zinc ion binding; DNA-binding transcription factor activity, RNA polymerase II-specific; DNA binding
Source: RefSeq, a predicted model, not a curated record